UGCUAGUAGGCUAGCAAGUGUAUACUUACGUGUAUUAAAUAUCUUGAAUUUUUGAUUUGCUAAAUUAAAAUGAACGUAAACUUGGAAGUCUUUGAGAAUUCCGAUGAUGAAUAUCCCGGACCACCCCCAGAUGGGGAGGAUAAAGCUGGAUCCUCCGACAAUGAGGACUUUAACAAAAUUGAUGAGACCAUAAAGAUAAUAUCAAAAAAUUUGCGCAAAGGCGAUUGGUCAUAUCUCUACCAACAUCUUGAGGUACGCGCUAUAAUACGGGUUAUUGUAACGGAAGCAAUUAAGCAACGCCCAGAAAAUAUAUUCAAAUUUACAGCCGAUCUUUUCAAUUGCAGAAAUAGCAAGUCGCUAAUUGCUAAGAUUAAUAAACAAUUAAAAUGGCUCAAGAAACAGAUGAACGACGGAGUUUGGUCACCAGCCGAGGGUGCGGUUUCAUUUUCACAGAGUAGUACUAGUUCCUUCACUACGAAGAAACAGGAUUGCGAUGACUUUAAAAAAGACUCUGAUGAUGUCGACUCUGACUGUGAUUUGAUGCCCAAUAAAAAUGCGUGUCCUGAAACCUUUAAGCCCAGUUGCUAAAACCGAAUUAAAAAUUGCCAAUGCAUUAACAUUAAAUAUAUUUAAUUGCUCAAUUU
This is a messenger RNA of Drosophila busckii, 644 nucleotides long. RefSeq lists its product as uncharacterized. The transcript is spliced from 3 exons. The coding region runs from base 70 to 588 and encodes 172 amino acids. NCBI's taxonomy places the organism in Eukaryota, Metazoa, Arthropoda, Insecta, Diptera, Drosophilidae. The record is from RefSeq and is a predicted model, not a curated record.